Colletotrichum godetiae is the source of this 729-nucleotide messenger RNA. RefSeq lists its product as uncharacterized. The transcript has a single exon. The record is from RefSeq and is a predicted model, not a curated record. Lineage: Eukaryota; Fungi; Ascomycota; Sordariomycetes; Glomerellales; Glomerellaceae. Bases 1 to 729 code for a protein of 242 amino acids.
AUGACGAAAAGAAACAAACUAGACACAUUUAUCGGCAUAAUACACCACAAUGACCCCGUUAUAUCGAACAAUUACAUCUGUCCACCACGCAAGACGCAGGCUAGAUUUCACGACAAAUUCAACGUCAAAAGCAUUGAGGAUGGUUCACUUUACGCCACUUUGAUAAAAAACUCUGGGCUUCGCCUCUUCGUCAAUCCCAUUAAAUGGACCGGUCUUCACCUUACACUUCUCGACAUGGAGUUCCACAAUCUUCCUGCACUUAGCCAGCCUGUACCGACGGUCGACUCAUCGAAAGCUACGAUAGAUCUAUCUGCUUCGGCACAGGCUCUGCUUGGUGCCCUCAACACCCUUUUGGAGACCAAAUCAACAGAAUGCCGGACACGCUCAAUUCUCACUGUCAUUUCGAUGCUGUAUCCUCAGCAUAUGUCAUUUCUACGUACUUCUGAGCUUCAUCAAUACUUCGGCGGUCGAGCAUAUCGCAUUGGUUGCCCCGUACAGGCAGCCUGGGAUGUCACGCCAGCGCGCUCCAGCUACACAACUGCUAACGAAUCGAUGUCCAUGCGAGCCAAAGAAUCUGUCGAGGGUCCAAUAGUGGAUACCAUUGAUGGACGUAAUGUAAAAGAACAGCCUGUACUUGUCUACGUCGAUCUCAAGACAAUCGCCGUAACACGGCGUGCUAGAUACAAGCCGCCCCGGGAUAACCCGCCAGUCCGGAGGCUUAAGAAGUAA